Molecule: messenger RNA, 1062 nt
Organism: Aspergillus welwitschiae
Lineage: Eukaryota; Fungi; Ascomycota; Eurotiomycetes; Eurotiales; Aspergillaceae
Product: putative DNA polymerase delta subunit 4
Exons: 3
Coding region: 190-801 (203 amino acids)
Biological process (GO): DNA-templated DNA replication; DNA synthesis involved in DNA repair
Cellular component (GO): delta DNA polymerase complex
Molecular function (GO): DNA-directed DNA polymerase activity
Source: RefSeq, a predicted model, not a curated record
GGAAGUAAAUCCGGUAGCGGCGGUUGCCAUGUGCAACAAGCAUGAUGACAUCGUCUCCCCCACACUCUCAACCAGGCCUGGCCCAGACGUAGUCCUGGAUUUUCCUUCAGCCUGGACUCUUCUCAUUAAACUGCUGCACAUCAUCUACAUACCCUUUGAUAGCCGACGCUAUUUCAUCAAAGUCACAAAAUGCCUCCCUCUCGUCGCCGCGGUGGCAAUACUGCCGCCACCCGUUCAAACCAGGCGACCUUAUCGUUCGGCUCCAAGUCCAGAGUCACGAAGCCAUCAGCAGCGCCAUCUACACGUUCCCAGAAAGCCAAAGAUCUCGACCUGAUUGAUACUACUCGAUCGAGUAAUACUACUCGAUCGAGUACACCAUCCGUUGAAGAUGUGCCCGAAGCAGAACAGGCCUCUGUUACUCCCACGGAGCCUUCGCAACCCCAUGUGGCAGAGCUUGCCGUAAGGAAGCAGGCUCAGACAGAGAUUCAACAACCACGAUCAGAAGAGGAUGCUAAGGCGGAAAAGAUUACCGAAAGGCAGCUGCAGCAGUACUGGAAGAAGGAAGAAGCAAAGAGACAAGGGCCCAGAGUUCACCAGGAGGGCCUCGAGCUACGAGAGAAGAUUCUGCGCAACUUCGACCUCUCAAGCCAGUACGGGCCUUGCAUUGGAAUUGCUCGACUGAAGCGGUGGAGACGUGCGCAUAUGCUGGGCCUCAAUCCUCCCAUUGAGGUGUUGGCCGUGUUGUUGAACCCGGACGAUACCACUAAACAGAGAGCGUAUAUUGACGAGUUGAUGUCUUGAGCAUCGGCUUGGUGGGACCCUGCAAUUAUAUAUUUCUGUCCCAUGGAACAACGGGAGAUAGAUUUGGGAAUAUGGGUGUUUGUUGGACGGGCGUUUGGGAGAACUCUGCGCAUACCCUUUGGAUUACUAUUUUUGAAUGACCUACACUACUUUGAUUGCCAACCUCCGUCUUCUCCCAGUCAACUCUCUUGAUCUGCAGACACUGUGGAACACAAGUAGCCACUCAAACUACGCACAAACACGGAGGUAAUAUAAUCAAGG